Messenger RNA from Blepharisma stoltei, 1138 nucleotides. NCBI's taxonomy places the organism in Eukaryota, Ciliophora, Heterotrichea, Heterotrichida, Blepharismidae. The record is from the annotation of a GenBank genome assembly.
AUGAAUUUAAAUCCUUUUAAUUGUCAAGAAUGCAGCCUAAAAUUUGACUCAGAAAACAGAUUGCCUCUUGUGUUGCCAUGCGGAGACUCUCUCUGCAUGGUAUGUGCUGUGCAGCUCUGUAAUUUCUCUUCAAGUCGAAAAAUGUGUAAAAAGUGCCAUCAACCAUAUGAACUUUCACUACAAAAAAUUAAAGACAUGCCAAAAAACAAAGCUUUAUUAGAUCUUUUACUUUUGAAUAUACAAAUUAUUCCACAGGCAAUAAAGCAGAGAAAUGAAUUUAUUUUAAGCACACCAACACGAAAGUUUCAAAGCCCGUUAUCUUUUGAUGAGCGUCAUUCAUUUACCCCAGAUACUUAUUCAAGGAUUGCUUUUGAAGGCACUCCUGAAAGAAGCUAUAUAAGAACAAAUCUUUUUGCAUCAAAGGAUAGGCAAAGCAAAGAAGAAAAAUAUAUUCAAUAAUUAAAAUAAAAUUUUAAAAAAAAUUUUGGACUAUUUUUAGGAAUAAGAAGAAAAUAAAGAGGUAGAAAAAAUUUCGAAAUUUAAAGUGAAAACUGAAGAAGAGCCUGAAAUAAAAAGUGAAACACCAGAGAUUACAAAUGAAAAUUUAAGCCAAAAAUGCUUACUCUUCCUUGUGAAUUAGCAAAGCAACUGGAAAAAUCCUAAUUUUUGAGGAAAAAAAUUCUACAGCAAACGAGCAACAUUUUUGUAUAUACAAUAUUUUUAUAAACUUAUUUUAAGCAUAGGUCAUAGCAUUAUGAGAUCAAUGACUAACUAAAUCUAUUAAAUUUUAGACAAAGACAUUCUGAAAUAUAAAUUCAAUAAAUAAAAAAUUAUUAAUUUUUUUGAAUUGGAAUUGUUUAAAAUAAAAUUUAACUAAAAUUAAAUUAAAAAUCGACUUCCUCACUAAGAAAAGGAGGAGAAGGAGGAGUUAAGAGAAAACUGUGAAAAUAAAAAAUCCUGCAAUGAAGGGAAAAUUUUUAAUUACUGUAGCUUAAAUUGCUAUAAUUUGGACAAGGCUGUUUUCAGUUAAAUAACUUAAAAAAAUUGCAUCAAUCUUACUAGAAAGUUGCAUUUAUUUUUAAAAUGGAACAAAAAAUACUCCAAAAAAAAUAGGACAUAUUGCUGCUUUGAAGAAUAG